Molecule: messenger RNA, 16967 nt
Organism: Podarcis lilfordi (Lilford's wall lizard)
Lineage: Eukaryota; Metazoa; Chordata; Lepidosauria; Squamata; Lacertidae
Source: the annotation of a GenBank genome assembly
CUUCUCAUACUCGCCUGCUGUUUCUCUCUGGCUUACUCUUCUCGCUCUGCCUGUCACUUAAUGUACUCUGGAGAGAGAGCACCAUGUUGCGCCGGAAGCCAUCCAAUGCCAGUGAGAAGGACCCAGUGCAGAAGAGGAAGGUGAGUGAUUGGAGAGGCAAGCACCAGGUCCUCACCUCUUCCCAGAGCCUCUUCUUGCCCAACAGAUUGCUAGUAGGGGCACAACAGCAGCACUUGACCAAUGGGAUGAGGCUGUGGAGAGCAACAGGGCCUGAAUUGCUUACGUUUCAUGCUAGUCCUUUGUACCUAUUGUUUUUAGAAGACUUGGGGGGGGGCAUAGUUUGCCAGCCAGAGGCUAGGGGUUGUGGAUUUCCUUAGGGCACGGGUAGACAAACUAAGGUCCGGGAGCCAAUCACCUUCUAAAUCCGGCCCGCGGACGGUCCAGGAAUCAGCGUGUUUUUACAUGAGUAGAAUGUGUCCUUUUAUUUAAAAUGCAUCUCUGGGUUAUUUGUGGGGCCUGCCUGGUGUUUUUCCAUGAGUAGAAUGUGUGCUUUUAUUUAGAAUGCAUCUCUGGGUUAUUUGUGGGGCAUAGGAAUUUGUUCUUUCCCCCCAAAAAAUAUUGGUCCGGCCCCCCACAAGCUCUGAAGGACAGUGGACUGGCCCCCUGCUGAAAAAGUUUGCUGACCCCUGCCUUAGGGGCUACGCUUUGGUACAGGGGUUGCUGUAGCUCAGCGGUAGAGCAUCUGCUUUUCAUGUAGAAGGUCUUGGGUUCAAUCCUGGCAGCUCCAGGUAAGGCUGGUAAAAGCUUCUUAGCUGAGUCCCUGCAAGGCCACUGCCAGCCAGCAUAGACAAUAUUGAGCUAGCUGUAGCAAGGUUCUGAAAAUAUGGCAUCUUCUGUGUUCCCCUUUCCCCCAUGCUGCUUGGCACCUGUUGCUGUAGAAGCUGUCUCAGGUCCCUUUGUGGUUGUGCUAUGUUAGGCAAAGCUGGACCCAGCUAGGUUCACAGCAACUGCACAGUCCACUCAAGUGGUCUCUUUGGGCAGCAAUGUUUCCUUGGGGUGAGGCUGUCACACCAGUGAAACUGAGUGCCACAAUCCUAGAGGGGCUCUCCAGGACAGUUGACAGCCCUGCAGCUAUCCAGAGCACCAAACUGUCUAGGACAGAUGCUUUUUAGAUACGAGUCCUCCAGCUUGCUUCAUGGGCAGGGAUGGGUAAACUGUGGCCAUCCAAGCCUUCCAUCCCUGCUUCGGGGGGGGGGGUUAGUUUCCUUCAACAGGCACCCUUGUUAUGCAGUGUCUGUGUACUGCAUAUUGUGGAUGUGUUUGUGUGUUUGUUUUCUGACUCUGAGCUUGUUCUAGUUUAAGUGGUAUGAUGGGCAGAAAUCCAUCAGGGACAUUUUCCACACCACGGAAAACAGCAGCUGAUAAACAGUGCAGCACUUAUGCCAGGGCAAAGGGGAGGGAAGACUUCAUCUGUAACCCAGAAACACAGGAGAAAUGAUCAAGCCAUAGAAACAUGAAAGAUCAGAGCUCAGUGCCCACUCUGUUCUCUGCAGACAGAGGGUGCUCUUUCUUAGGCCUAUUAAAUAAAUGUUAAAGAAUUUAUAAUAUGAGUACAGUAUUGGUCAUUAACCUGUCAGUUAAAUUUGCACACAUUAAAAGCAAAUGUUUUUGAAGCAAUAAGUCUGUUUUAGGAAUAAGAAGCUGCAUUCAUGCUGACUAUUGGCUCCAUCUAGUUUAGUAUUGUCUACGCCGGCUAGAUAGCAGUUCUCCAAGGUUUUAAGUAGGGAUCUUUCCCGGUUGUACUUGAAGAUGCCAGGGAUUGGAACUGGGACCCUCUGUAUGCAAAUGUAAUGCCCUAUGGCUGCGCUAUGACUUUCUCCCAAUUUUUAGCCUAUUCACAUGUGUUGCAUAGCUUGCAUCAUCUUCAAAGCUGCUUUCCUCCUGGACCUAAAACAAGGAAGAUGGUGUUUGUCAUCUGCAGCUUUUAUAUAUUUUCCAAACGGCAGCCUGAUUGAUUUCAGGGCAUAUUAUUUCCCAUUUAUCUCACUCAUUAGUGGAUUAAAUGCUACUGCCCCAGUUUCUUCCUCUCUCAUUCUUUGGGGGAUGCUGUUCCCCUCACCUCUCCAUCUUUUCACUUCCUCAUUUCUCUCUUCAAAAACCAAACAAUGGUUCAAAUUCCCACAGAACAACACCCCCUAUAGAAUAUAUUUUCUGGCUUCUUACUGGGGGGCAGAGCUUCGCUAGGCAACAACCUACCUCAUCAGAUGCAUCUGUUCUCGGAUGCAUUUGAUGAAAUGGGCUGCAGCCCGUGAGAUCUCAAGCUGUAACUCAACUACAGACCGCAAGUAGAGCUGUCACUGCACAGUUUCGUUGCGGCCGCCCCACCUGGGGGGCCCUCUGAGCAAAUCAGUUCCGAGUUUUGCACAGCGCUGAAAGCUUGCAACUCCGACAAGAGCUGAAGCGAGCCUUCCUACGUGUGACCGGAGGGCUACCGCAAAAGAAUUGACUGUGUGUGUUUUUGGUGUGACCGGCUGAUAGUCCUGCUCCGGGGGGCGGGGGCACUGCGAUGAUGAGCAGCUUUUGCAUCGGGGCGGAGUCGCGGGGUUCGUAUUGUGUGGAUCAGGUGUAGGCUUACCAGCAGCUCCCAGCUCCCCACAUCCACCCCUUCCUCCUGCUUUGCUUAUGCACCGAGGCUUGAACUCUGCUUUGCAAGUAUUUGCAUUUCCAGACCUCAAAUGCGCCACCGCGUGCGGACACACACACACACGCAAUACCCGUCCUCUGACUUCGGCAGCUUCUCUGUUCGCAAGCUAAGCCCCACCUCCCGCACACCUUUGCCGCUCUAGCGCUUAGGCUCGAGAGAGCUUGCUGUUGGUGGUGGUGCCAAGCCACACACUUCAUUCGCUGAGUGGCGAUUUUUGUAGCGACCUUACAAAAGAAAAAAAGAGAUGCACGCCAAAUGUGAAAGCGGGAACGGCUAGGUUGGCUUAAGGCCAGUGAUUUGUCCGUGCACCCGUUUCCCGUCUCUGACGGCGGGCAAGACCCAGAGCAAGGUAUUAAUGCAAUGCAUGUACAGUGGUACCUCGGGUUAAGUACUUAAUUCGUUCCGGAGUUCCGUUCUUAACCUGAAACUGUUCUUAACCUGAAGCACCACUUUAGCUAAUGGGGCUUCCUUCUGCCGCCGCGCUGCUACUACACGAUUUCUGUUCACAUCCUGAAGCAAAGUACUAUUUCUGGGUUAGUGGAGUCUGUAACCUGAAGCGUAUGUAACCUGAGGUACCACUGUAUAUUGCGAGAUGAGAGGACGGGGGACUCCAAGUGUUGCUAACACUAAUUGGAGAGAGAGCAGGACAGGAGCGACUUGCUCUUUCCUCUUACCAAAAUGUACAGUCAGAUCGUGAGCUGGCGAGGAGCGUAGACGUGCAGCUUUCUACAGUACUUCCCUCGUAACAACAGUUCAUGCUUCCUUAAAAAGGCCUGCUUCCUUCCCGAGCCACGCCUUCCCACAGUUCCCCAUUUACCCCCCCCCCCCCAGCCAACAUAUUAAUAACAGAGCUUGAUGUGGGAGAGGUUGUUGUUGUUUGGUAUAGCCAUCGCCAAAUUAGUACCCGCUCCAGCUAUUUUGGACUACAACUCCCAUCAGUCCCAGCUAGUCUGACGUGGGUGCCACCAUCCGUGCGCAUGGCACUUCAUAAGAGGCCAGAUCUCUGCCCCGCGGAGCUUUCAAAUCUAAAAAUACUGCACAGUGGAUGCAAGAGAGGAAUGAGGAAAUGAGAGGUUGGGUUAACAGGAAGAAUCUUUAUUUUCUCCAGUUACACCAGCUUGGAUUUGGUUGCAGAAUUAGUUACAACAUGAGGACUAGGAGGCUGAGCCUUCACAUGCCCCUCCACCCGUUACCCGAUGUGUGCUCCCUGCUUUUUUCCUAUAUUUACAUUCUGCACCCUCUUGCUCCCCUUAUCAGCUGUCCCUGCAGCGAUCCAGCAGCUUCAAGGACUUUCCUAAAUCCAAACCCAGCUCCCCUCUACCAAGUGAGAAGGAAUUCAACCUAGAGGAGGAGGUGAGUACCCCCAUUUAUUUACCUAUAACAUUUUUAGGACACCUUUUCCUCCAGGGAGCUCAAGGUGGUUCUCCCAGUUUUAUCCUCACAGCAACACUGAGAUACAGUGACUGUCCCAAGGUGAGCUUCAGUGCUGAAUGGGGAUUCGAACUCUAGGCUCUAAUACUCUGACCAUAUCACCUUCAUCACAGAGCAUCUGACUCUGCCCAGGCUUAUUCACAUAUUAAUCUGUUUAUUUUCUUACCCUAAUAUCCCACCUUUUAUCCAUCAUAGAAUGGUCACAUUCUUUUCUCCAAAGAUUUCUAUCUAUGCACUGUGAUUUGCUUAGCGUGCUGGGAAUUUUAGCUACAAAUCACAAUUCUUUGGGGGAAGCCAUGACUCUUAAAGCAAUAUAAGUGUGUUUUAAAUGUAUGGUGCUGCGGGUGGUGCUGUGGGUUAAACCACAGAGCCUAGGACUUGCCGAUCAGAAGGUCGGCGGUUCGAAUCCCCGUGAUGGGGUGAGCUCCCAUUGCUCGGUCCCUGCUCCUGCCAACCUAGCAGUUUGAAAGCACGUCAAAGUGCAAGUAGAUAAAUAGGUACCACUCUGGUGGGAAGGUAAAUGGUGUUUCCGUGUGCUGCUCUGGUUCGCCGGAAGCGGCUUAGUCAUGCUGGCCACAUGACCCGGAAGCUGUACGCCGGCUACCUCGGCCAAUAAAGCGAGAUGAGCGCUGCAACCCCAGAGUCGGUCACGACUGGACCUAAUGGUCAGGGGUCCCUUUACCUUUACCUUACCAGGCAACAUCUAUAUGGCUCCGACCAAUCACCUUCCAGGUGCUGACCACCAGUUUCAGCAAAGCAAGGAGUGGUCUCAUGUGCCUUGGAACCAUACCUGUUCCCACGCACUGUCUACAGUCAGUCCUGCUCUUGCCUGCCUUGGGCUUCCGCUGCUGCAGCCCUGAAUUAGCUGCAUCACAUUUGCCUCUCAUAUUGCAGCUCAUGUUAACUUCUCCUACCUGUGACAUCCCAGAGCUGUUGGGACUCUCAUCAGCCUCAGCCAACAUGGCCAUUGGUCAAGAAUGGCAGGAGCUGCAUCCCAAACAACAUCCAAAUGGCCACAGGUUCCCCAUUUCUGCUUUAUAUUGACAAUGUUAGAGCUCCUGCCCCUUUCAAGGGAUGUCGCCUGGUCCUUAUUUCCCCUCUUCCGUGGUUCCUGCACUGUUUGAAACACUGUUCUGUCCAUCUCUGUCCCAUCUCAAUAGCUACAGUUCAGCAACUGCACAUAUAUUUACGUGCACUUUCCCCUCUCGUAUUCAGUGGGGAAAGGGUGUGUAGACAGCUAUGCAAAUAGCUCAGCCUGUCUGAAAAGGCAGGCCUCUUCAUAUCUGUUGCUGGGGGCAUAUGGAAGGUUUGAUUCACCCCACCCCACACCCAGCAAGGAGGCAUCCUCCUCCUCUCCAGGCCAGCUGCUCUCAAUACUUUUCCUCUUCUGUACAGGUCCCCGAAGGCAGUCAUACAAACUCUGUGCCCAGCCCAGAUGACUCAGGCCGAAGCAGCACCUCAAAGCUGGGUAAGAGAUGGAGAGCUGCCAUCUCCCGGACCAUGAACAGGAAGACCGGCAAAGCAGCCGCCAAAGCUCUCGCAGAGCAGGUGAGAAAGGAGGCAGUGUGACCAGCCGACUUUCCUUUCCCACUGGACCUAAACUGCGUCACUGCCUAAAGGGAGAGGCUUGCUCUUUUCUUGUUCUUUUCUCAGCCCUCAUGCUUGCUAGGGGAAAGUAAAUAGGCAGCAACAGAAAUGAAGAGCAACGCCAGCAAAGAGGCUCUAGGGAUUAGCAAUAGGCCCCUUGUACAGCUGCCUGGUGAUGUCAAUUCACGCAGCAAGGCCUGGGUCGGGUGUCUCGUGCGAAACAAAACCACCAAGGUCUGUAAUGCUUUGACACGUUGGGUCAAGGGGCCAACAACCUUAUGCUUUCAGCACCUGCUAAAGACUUUUCAUUUCACCUAACCCUUUAUGGAGUAGCUCGCUGGCUGUGCAUUUUAUUGUCUCUUACUUGGCCACUGUGAUGCUUGAACAGGUUUUAUUUCAGUGGUUGGCACCGUGUGCCUUUUAUCCUUUUCUACACUGCUUUGCGAUUUUUUUUGGAUGCUAAGUGGCUUAUAAAUACUUUAUUAAUAAUAAUAACUCUUUGAAUACUUGCCCAGAGCCUGAUAAGACUGAAGCCUAAGCACCAAACAAGACAUGACAUUUAAAUGCAUCAUUAAUCACUGUUUGUUUGUUUUUUAAAAAAUUAAAAAUUAAUAACAGGUGCAGAGAUCCAUGAGCUGCUGUUAGCCCAUCAAGAAAGCACCAGCAGGAACUUUCCUUCUGAGCUUAAUAGCAGCUUAGGCAAGGAGAUAUUCAUCCAGAGCAGGGUUUCCCAAACUUGGAUCUCCAGCUGUUUUUGGACUACAGUUCCCAUCAUCUCUGACCACUAGUCCUGCCAGCUAGGGAUGAUGGGAGUUGUAGUCCCAAAACAGUUGGAGACCCACUUUUGGGAAACCCUUAUCAAGAGCACAGGGCAGGGGGAAUAAAUGGCCAGAAUGCUGCAGAUAGGAAGCUGACUUAUACAAAAUGAGACCUAAGGUCCAGCUAGCUUGGUACUGUAUCUACUUGUUAAUGCUUUCUGGAGUUUCAGACAGGGUUCUCUCCCAACUCUACAAGGAGAUGCCAAGGAUUCAAACUGGGACAUAUGCAAAGCAGAUGCUCUGCCCCUGAGCUCUGGCCCUUCCCUGUGUGGGUGUGUAAGAACAGAUACACGAUUGCUAAUGACAUGUUAACCACCCACAGCUAACCAUGAUGUUUAGGACUUUAAGGGAUAAAUCCAGGUCCCGACUCAGCAGCAUGGCAUCUGAACACUUAUGUAAGAUUUACAUACCAUAUUUUGAAGGGAGUAGCAUAAUUCAUGAUACCCUCUAAAGGUUUGGGAGUGGGGAGAGAAGGAACAUACGACCAUUAAUUCCAAAAUAUAUGGGCCCUAAUAGCUCAGUGAUGGACCACUGGGCAUGCAAAGCACAUGUUCAGUUAAAGGGUUGCCCAGCUGGGAAAGACUUUUGGUAGUUGGGGGAAGAACAGAACCGAGCAGGAUGCUACAAGAAAACAGGGUCUAGACACUAGACCCGAGCAAAGUCAAUCCGCCCUUCUGUCUCUUCUUAAAGCGCAAAGGGGUGUUCAUUGUGCCUUAUUGACCUAAUGCAGGGGGAGGCUGAAGACGAGGCCGCUGCAUCUCCCAUCAGCAGCCCCACUGAAGACGAAGGCCCAGUCUUUCCAGAAUCAAGUGAGGAGACGAGCAGCUCUCAGUCACCAAAUGGUGAGUCCAGCAUGAAGGCUUACUUAGCACUGAGGCUGGGCUAUAUAAACACUUCGGACUGCAGACAGAAGUUCUCAUAAGAGGACGCCUGUCUGUACAAAUAAAACCCCACAACACCAACACCAAGCUUCCUCCAUAAAGGAAACGAGGCAUUGUGGAGAAGGGUUCGAACAUCACUUUUUUUCCUUGGCACACUAGCUUUCUGUUUGCAGGGAUUUCUUUUUCUGGAUGGAUGAAGCAGGAGAAAGACCACAAGCUGGAGGGUAGCUUUAUAUCAGCACACACUGCCAUACGCUGAAUGAUGUAGCUUGGUGAGAUCUCCUAAACCCUGAGUAGCUCACCCCCUGCUGAAAAGGGAGGAGACAGUUUACAUCCAUCAAUCACUCUGUCUCCAUUUCACUGAACCUACCAGAGGUCCAGUGUCCAAACUUUAAGCCCCAGCAAAAUCCACCCACUACAAUUUCUUUCUUCUGAUCUGAACCUCUCCUCCUGCAGGGACUGAAUUGUCCAAUCCCAGACUGAUGGGAAGCAGCUGCAGCAGCAGCAAGAAGGGAGAUGAGGCCAGCCCCAUACCCUACGUUGGCCCUUUUUGUGGAAAAGCCAAAGUUCACACUGACUUCCUCCCCAGCCCGUAUGAUAAAGACUCUCUGAAACUUCAGGUGGGUAACAAUGCAACACUUGGCAUUUAUCUUCCCAUGCAAGUUUGCAAAGGCAGACCUUGUUCUAGCAGAGAGAUCUCUUUUGUCAUCAGCCUACAAAGGAAAUAUUUCAUGCCAAGUUAUUGAUCAGGCCAAUAUGGCAUCAUCCUGAAAAAUGGUGACCCACUGUAGGAUUAGGACUGUGUAGCAAGAGUUGGCUCUGCAGAUGUUGUAGGACUCCCAAGUCCCAACACUGCAGCCAGCAUGGCCAGUGGUCAGAGAUGGACAAUAUAGUCCAGCAACAGCUGCAGGACCACAAACUCCACAAACUGGAGCACUUUAACAACUGAGAGGGAUAAAUUAAAUUUUAAAAAAACCUUUGUCAUUUCUCAAGUGUUGGUUCUGGCUUUCUUCCCUUCACUCAGUAUAAUAGCAGGUGAGAAGCCUCUCUUUUUUUUCAGCCAAAGGGCCUCAUUCCCUUAGGCAACUUUCCAAGAUCAGCACACCAGGGGUGAGCAAGGCCAGAAGCGAAAAGUGGGUGCAGCAAUAGAUGUGUGACCAUUACUUGUGUACAGCUGGCAACACCACAGCAACAUGAAGAGUGGGACUAGUUUUCAGAGGGUAGCUAUCUCAAACAAGACAGAUCUAGGCUGGUGGCUCCUCUGUUGGAAGGCAGUAGCUUGGCUGAACCAUACCUGAAGGUCACAGAAACCCCACAUCCUUAGUUUGGGGGUGGGGUUGGGGAGGAAGUAGAGAGAUACCAGGCUGAUACCAGCACCUGUGUUCCUGUAGGACUGAAUAGUCAUGCUGUGUGGUGCUGUAAUAUCAACUAAAAGAUGUGAUGAUUUUGCAUUUGGCAUAGAAAGGAGAUGUCAUCCACAUCAUUGCAAAGGCACCUGCAGGUACCUGGACUGGCCUUUUGAACAACAAGGUGGGCUCCUUCAAGUUCAUCUAUGUGGACAUCAUCCCAGACGACCCUGCACCAGUUGCAAAGAGCAGUUCGCGAAGCAGGAGCAAGAGGCCCAAACCCAAAACCUUGCACGAACUGCUGGAACGCAUGAAUCUUGAGGUGAGGAUGUUGCCCUACCAGUAGAGCAAAACAGCAAGGCUACUAGAGGGUUGGGUUUGUGGUUCAGGGACUGGGCACACAUUUUGCGUGGAGGACAUCUAAGGGUCCAUCUCUGAAAUCUCCAAAUAUGGCUCGGAAACGAUACCUGUCUGAAACUCUGGGCCUUACUGCUAAUUAGCAAACUAUAGUUAGAUAGACAUUGGACGGGCUAAUGGUUUGACUUGGUGGAGUUGUUUUUGAGGAAUGUUUGGAGGGUGCAUGUAGCUCUAGCUCAUUGCUGGCAUUUUGCUGUACAGAGGGGCAAGGAACAAAUGCGAUUAACUAGCCCACGGUACUCUAUAUACAUACAGUCGUAAUUCAUUUCCUGUAAAGGAAUGAUAGGCCAGCAUGAAUUUUAGCAGCCUGAGUUCAACCAUAGAGCUGUCGUAGCCACUGCAUAAAAGCUCUUGCAGCUAGUACAAAAGUGCAGCAAUGAAGGAUCUAAACGUAUUGGCAAAAAUUCCACAAGAACUAGCAUUUGAGCUCCAUUGCUGAAGAUCUGUUUUGACUGCAUCUAUUGUACAGAUGUAGGGUAUCCCCCCCCCCAAGUUGCUAGUCCUCACUUUUUAAAUCCUCCCUCUCUCUAUAAAAACACUUAUUUAUGCUGUUGCACAGAGGCCUCUAUCAGAACUACUAUUGCCUCUGCUCGUUUCUCCCUUUGGGGGUUUACAAUGAGACUUACUUCUUUUAUCAGCAUGUAGGACCCUAGGGCAGUUGUUGGGGGCAGGGGCUAGAUCCUUGCUUUGGACUCCACUUGAAGAAACAAUUUGCUUCCUUAGCACUGGGUGUUUGGGUCUGGUAGCCACCAAUAAAUUUCCCACAAUGCUCAGGACUUCUGGGGCAUUGUGGGAAAUUUAAAUGGAAGCAACCACAGCCCAGCACUGAUCAGAAUGCUGCUGUGGCCAAUGUCAGGUAAGUCUACCAGAGUCUACACAUGAAGUCCCCCAGUCACUGAACCUGGCUAGCUGCUCAUAGCCAGCACAUUGAUGCUCUUUCCCAUUCAUCAGGAGUAUGCCUCUACAUUGCUACUGAAUGGCUACCAGACCUUGGAGGACUUCAAAGAGCUGCAAGAGACCCACCUGAAUGAACUGAAUAUAACUGACCCACAACACCGUGCCAAGCUGCUAACAGCAGCGGACCUCCUGCUUGAUUAUGACAGUAAGUGCUUUUAUUAAAAAGCUUGUUUCUUCCCUUCCCAUUCACAGACUCUUUAGCAGACCUUCUGCUUUGCCUGCAGAAGGUCCUAGAUUCAAUGCUUACCAUCUCCAGUUAAAAGGGUCAAGUAGCAGACUAUAGAAGAUACCCCAUUCUACUUGAAAUCAUGGGAGGCUACUGCAUUCAAGGGUAGACAACACUGGCCAAAUAAUCUGGCCUCAUGUCCAACAACUUCCCAUUUUCCUACAGGUGGGCUUUCCAGUAACAAUAGUUGCUUUCUCUCUCCCCAGCAAGCAGUGAGGCGGAAGAUGAAGGAGGAAGCUUGGGGGGCCCUGGAGAGCCAAAGGGAGACAUUCCCCGUGAUUCUGGAUGCUUUGAAGGGACAGAGACACUGGACAGCGGGCGAGAAGACUCUAAGCUGGGGGAAGAGCUGCAAAAUCUCUCUCUGGCUGGCUCACGCUGAGAAAAGGUUUUUCCUUCUUCAUCCUGGGGGUUGGUUUGGCAAAUGUAAGCAGUCAUCCAAAAUGUGCCUGCCUCCAAGACAGAAGAUACAGCUGCAAAAUCAAAAGCUCCCUCUUCAGAAAGAGCAAGAGCAUUGAUGCAGCCUUACUACUCCCGGAGUAUUGGCUGGAUAAAUCAAUAAACCUGUCAGGUCCCAGAAACUCUGCCUUUCCCCAGGCUAGAAAUUUUAAGAACAGGUUUUUGCAUUUAGAAAGGCUUGUUGUUUAGCCUUCUUGCAUGCAGUUGGCUCAAGCUGUCCCUCCACCCACAGGUACUGAGAACUAUUGAACAUGCUGCUGAGCUGAGGAUGGUUACUGUUCUCCCUAUAGGCUCGGUACCUUCUGGCUCAAAGGACACCCCACCCCCCCUUACUCAAAAUACAGAACCGACACAAUAGGGGUCAUGACUGAAGGCUGGAGGUAGAACUAAAUAACUGUGGUCUGUAUCCCUGAAGAAGAGCAGCAGAUGCAGAGAUUAAUGCUCUGAAUGUAGCCACUGCUUUCCCCUUCUUUGUGUUGUGGAAUGGAAAAAGGCUCCCCAGGAGGAACGGCGACCUAAAAAGCAGGGUGGCUUGCUCUAAUGUGGGGAGGAAAUGAAGAUGGACAAUUUGCUACUUUUUUUCGCUUUGAAUAUACCCAUAAUUAUCUUGUUUAAAAAGACGUGUGGUACUGCAACGAGAGAAAGAAAGCAGGGAAGGGCCAUAACUCAGUGGCAGAAUGCAUGUUUUACACAAGGACAGUCCCAGGUUUGAUUCAUGGCAUAGCCAGGUAGGACCACGAGAUGCUUCCCAUCUGAAACUUUUGGGAUGCUGCUGGCAGUGUGGACUAAAGCUCGAUGGACCAUUGGUCUGGCUAAAUAUAAGGAAGCUUCUUGUGUAUCUGGUCAACAUCAGGUAGGUGUAAUUCACAGGCCAGCUGAACUGCCUCUGAGAAGCAGCACCAUUUGGAUUAGGAGAUCUGCACUUUACUGGCUGGGGAUGUUGGGCUGUGUUUGGCAAAUUGAACCAGGGUUUCUUGGGGUAAGAUUUAGCCUCUUUGUACAGGAUCCCAAUAAAGCACAUUUACCCCCCCCCCCCCCAAGCACAGGUCUGGUACAGUGCCUUUUUGAAAAAGUGGGUUUAAAACCACCACCCUCUACCCAAGCAGCAGAAAAAAGAAACCCUCCACUCUGCUGUGGAGUGAGGCAUACUGGCUCCUCUCACACAACUGUGACAGCCAGUUCAUCCUGUUUGUUUCCAUCAGCCCCUCAUCCAAUUGCCCUACGCCAGCCUACACAGAAGCCAUGUCUUAUGAAAACUUGAAGGCAGUUCUCCAAGCAGGUUUCCAUGAUAAUGACUGGCAGGAAGAGAUGUCAAGUAUACCACACCAGGUUUUCCCUCUUUGACAACAGUUAUGGCCACUGAUUCAGUGUGGCUUCUCUGUUUGUAUCAAAAGGGUGGUGUCCUGGCAAAGUACCACUUCACAAGGCAGGCUGCCUCUUUUUUUACUGCGGAAGAUUCAGUUUAAAGUAAAUGCUGCACUAUAAACAGAGGCAGGGGAACUACCUACAAGCCUAACACCAAUAAUGGAGACUAGCAGUGGAGACAAACUGGUGCCAAGGCAACACACAUAACACACCAGAUAAAUUCCAAUACCUUCAUUGAGAUCAGAGGAGCACACCAAAGCAUCAAGGCAGCCAGGACCAUCCUGCUUCCUGGAGCAAUUUGACACAGUACAUUAUAAAAUAUAAUCCAAACAAUAUGGUUGCAACACUUGAGAUUUGGUCAGUAAUUGGGGAAAUACGGGAGUAGCCUCUACCUUUGCCUCAAGGAAGGAGGGCAGCACUGGCAAGGCAUCAAGCAAUGAUUGUUGGAGGUGCAUCUGCCUAUUCCUGGCUCCCACCAUGCCCAGUGGGGGAAAUAAGGAAGCUACAUGGACCACACCACCAUGUUAGAAGAGGAACCACCUUUCUCUCAGUCACUGCAGGGGACUUGCUUUUCAACAUCAAUGUUGAAUCCGGGGACACUUUUCAACAUCAAUGGAUUUUGUAUGGGGACUGAUAUGUAAAUCCAGGGACUGUUCCCGGGAAACAGGGACGUCUGGUAACCUUAUCUGGUAACACACUGAUUCUACCCCUGCAGAUGAAGAGAGCACAAACUUGGCCAGAGUGCUUCACUACUUAGAAACACAGUGGGAAGAACUGGUGAUGUGACUGUCCUAAGCCAAGUGGGAAUACACUGAGAUAUAACCUCUCACAGCUGCAGACCAUCAGGGAGAGGUGAGGGGAAGAUAAGCUUCUCUGCUCUCCUGACCUGAACAGUUAGCUAAAUCUUAGGAAUAGGCUAAGCAAUGCUCUGCUCCCACCUCAGAGAUGCUGUUCACUGCACUUUGGAUAUGGUCUACUUAGUGACAGCUGAACUAUGUUAGAAUUGCAUGAUGCAGGAAGAAGGCUAGUUUUUCAGGAAGUGAGGGUUCCAGCUAGUUUUCUCCCCAAUGUUCUUAUGCGGAGGGGGAGUUUUAAAAAAGAAGCAUGUCCCUACCAACAGUCUGACCAGCAGCCACAAAAUUAUCCUAUGGUGAAGAAUCCUGAUGAUGUGCAGUUAAGCUGUUAUGAGUCUUGCUUGAAAUGGCACUGAAGGCUACUCCACCCACCCACCCACCCACCCCAAACAUACUACCACUCAUUCAGAACCCUUUUUUUGGCAACUCCCCUCCACUUAUAAACAAGGAGGGAUUGGGAGGCACAAGAAGGUCUGGACAGAGCAAUUACCAUUUAGCCAGAUAAUACAAAGAGCAUCACUCAACACUGGAUCAACUGAGCUGAAGAGCACCAGGUGGUUUAUGGGCCACAAGGAAGUUAUGGAACCUCCUAUGCCUGUAUAGUAGUAUCCUUUCCAAGCAAAUGCCACUGGCUCUUUUGCUCCCAAGUCACUUUACCACCUUGUGGUCCACCCUGCCCCUUCAGUAGCCCUGACUGAGCAGCUUAGCAGAAUGGAGGGGCCAGCUUUUACCAAUGCUACCUCAGAAGACUGGAAUGGUUGGGAGGAGGGACUGAGAGAAGACCAGGAAGACAUACUAACUGGGAUAAAAGAGGAAAGAGAAAAACGUACCAGAGUUUCAAUAUCUAGACAAAUAGAGGGAGUUGGGGGGCAAGGACAAGCUAGAGCUCCCUUGGCUGGUUGUUUGAUGAUUUAGGACCACUUGGGGUUCAGAGGUACCAUAUGGCACGGUCCGGCAGGAAACAUUUGGGAAGGAGCGCUAUGUAGAAACUUGGUUGUCUUAUGUUCCCAUUAUCAACUUGGCUCUGCUGGCUGCUGAGUUCAGCCAACAUAAAAUACUGCAACCACAGGUAGAAAGACAGUACAGAAAAGUGCCACCAGCUCAAUCUUCUUCCCAGCUGGCUCCACGCUUCAACGAUGUCAGGCUAGAGAGGCACUCACUUAGUAGUGUUAAGAGACCAAAGACAGGGGAAGUGGGCCUGCCCUAGGCAGCAGCAAUUGCCUUUUGAGGGGGGAAGGGUCCCUCAGCAGCAUAGUGGGUGCUCAGCAUCCAUUAGAAAGGGGAGUGCUGGCACUCAUCAGUUUGUAGACACAGGUCACAACCACUGGUGAACAAACAGCCAAAGGGAACAGCAAGGCCACUGUCCUGCCAAGCUGUUUCCUGCCCUGGUCCUCUCCACAAGGAGUAUGCCAAACAAAAACAGCGUUCAUGUCCACUUUGAAGGCUAGUGCGUUGUCUGCUCGUGAUCCAGGGAUGGAACAGAUGGUUCUGCUGCAGAAGGGGGCUGCGCUGUUUCCUGUGGCACCUUGCCUGUUGGCACAGGGAGCUGGAGAGGAGAAAGGAAAAAAAGAGGGAGAAGAGAAUAAAGGGUGAGUCACAGCAGAGUAUUAAAAAAAAAAUCUAUUUCAGAAGGAAAACUGGCAAUUCCUGGAGGUUUCUUUUAGGACUGCAUAGCAGAAAUCACACCCACACACACACACCCCGCCCGAGAAAACCCCAACCAAAUUCCCUGCCCUUGGCCACCAGAUUGCAGAGCUGCUUACUAAGUACAUUCAAAGCAAGCUGGCAUCUACCACACUUACCACACUCUCCUCUGGCAGGGCACUGUCACCACUGGUUUCCUGGGCACUGGGUUUUUCUGUGGUCCCUUCUUCUUGAGUGUUGGGCUCGGGUCCAGCACUGCUUUCAAGGGCAGCACUCUCCUGCUGCAAGAUGCCUCGCCUAUCCAGCACGCUACAAGGAAAGGAUUCGGUGGGGUGAAUCAAGAAUAGUAGUAUACAUUUUUGAUCUUUUAAAAACAUUUUAUUGUGUUUUAAUGAGUAGAGUCUGGAUCAUUAGGGUGAAUAGGUCAAUGCUUUUUUUUAUUAUUUCCCCUCCUCCUAUGUUUUUAGCUGUUCUUAUUUCUUUCUGUAAGCUGCCUUGAGUCCCUUUCAGGGGAAAGGGUGGGGUAUAAAUAAAUAAUAGUAAUAGUAAUAGUAAUAAUAGUGGGUCAUUGUUGCACCAACCUCAGUUGCUCUCAGCAAGCCCUCACCUACCAGGGAGAACCAGCUGCACAAAUAUAAGAUGGGGGACACCUGGCUUACAAGCAGUACAUGUGAAAAGGAUAUUGGGGGUCUUAGUGCGCCACAAGCUUAACAUGGGCCAACAUUGUGAUACAGCAGCAAAAAAAAUGAAUGCUAUUUCAGGCUGCAUCAACAGAAGUAGUGUCCAGGACAAGGGAAGUAAUAGUACCUUGCUAUUCCGCCUUGGCCAGACCACGCCUGGAAUACUGUACCCUGUUCUGGGUGCAACAGUCUAAGAUAUUGACAAGCUAGAAUGUGUGCAGAGGAGGGCAACCAAAAUGACCAAGGGUCUGAAAACCAAGCCUACUGAGGAACAGUUGAAGGAGCUGGGUAUGUUUAGCCUAGAAAAGAGGAGAUAUGAGAGCCAUCUUCAAGUAUCUAAAGGGCUGUCACAGAAAAGGUGAAGCAAAAGCUUGUUUUUUCCUCCUCUGGAGGGUAGUACUUGAACCAAUGGCUUCAAGUUACAAGAAAGGAGAUUCUGACUAAACAUCAGGUAGAAUUUUCUGACGAUAAGAGCUGUUUGACAGUGGAACGGUCUCCCUCAGAAGGUUGUGGACUCUCCUUCCUUGGAGGUUUUUAAGCAGAGGUUGGCUGGGCUAUCUGUCUUGGAUGCUUUAGCUGAGAUUCCUGCAUUGCAAGAGGGUUGGACUAGGUGAUCCUUGGAGUCCCUCUUCCAACUUUAUGAUUCUAUGAUAACCACUUAGGCUCUGCCUGUCAUUAAUUCUAGCUCAACCUACCACUGGGCUUUAAAGAUAUGCAGUUCAAAUGGAACUAUUUGAUUAGAUAAACAAACAAACAAACAAACAAACAAACACAGAAGGCUUGAGACAUGAUUUCCCUGCUCCACUGGGAAGAGCAGCAAGGAACUAGCCCAAUGAAGCAGUAGCAAUGUAAGCUGUCUUAUCCAUUUCCCUGGAAUGUGAUAUUUCACACACACACCGCACCUCAUAGACUAAUAUACAUAUCAGAACAUGAUUAGCUGUCCAGUUCUGUCCAGCUGUCCACCCUCAGUGGUUAUCAUAGAAUUUUAUGGUGCUUGAACUAAACAACCACCACCAAGUACCAAAACCCACCUUAAAAUAAUGUGUACUUAGAAAUAAAACAAGUUGUUAAAUAUAUGUUGUUGAAAUACAUUCUAAGUACUAUGCAAUUAUGUUUUUUUUUUUAAUGACAUUCAUAUGGAAAGUGAAUGGAACAGAUGUAUAAAUCAACACCUGCAGAACUGACAUGAGCCUGUGGCCCUGUUGUUAAAACAUCAGCUUCCAUCAGACUCAGCCACCACACCCGAGGGACACGGAAUGAGGACAUAUAUAAUCCCACAAUGCCUGAAGGACCACAAGUUCCCCAUGCCAGAUGUAAUAAACUAUAACGUGAUCAGCUUUUGUGCAUGUGUCUGUAAAAGUAUCUUCAGCCAUAUGCCUCAAAUAGGAGCAUAAUUGCUAUCAGUUCUACAGAUUAGUAGAAAUAAAUGUUUCUGCCAUUCUAACUGGUUGUUUUAGUUAUUUGGUUUUUUCUGCUCUUAUUUUAUAUUACUGCGCUGAUGGAUAUUACUUGUAAAUUGAGUUAUUGUACCCCACUUUGGGAUCACUUGUGAUGAGAGGUGGGUCAAGAAUAUUUAAAAUAAAUUAAAUUAAAUGGACUGG